Molecule: messenger RNA, 573 nt
Organism: Lactuca saligna
Lineage: Eukaryota; Viridiplantae; Streptophyta; Magnoliopsida; Asterales; Asteraceae
Source: the annotation of a GenBank genome assembly
UAAGACAUGAUAAAUAAGAAAUCAAGUCGUUUCAAAACGCAAUUCCAAACAAAGCGUAAAUCGUACGAUAUUGAUAUUCACCACCUUCUCGUCUGUUUCCUAGCGGCAAUACUUUAGUCGAUCAUGUCAUCAGAUCCUAGGGAUAGCUGCACUGUUUAUAUUGAGAUUUGCGUUUUCAAGUUUACAGGUAAUUUGGAUGAGAGAGUAAGCGAUAGGGUUUUAUACGAUAUACUUAUUCAAGCUGGUCGUGUAGUUGAUUUACACAUUCCUCGAGAUAAAGAAACUGAUAAACCAAAAGGCUUUGCGUUUGCAGAAUAUGAAACAGAGGAGAUUGCUGAUUAUGCUGUCAGGCUUUUCACUGGCCUUGUCACCCUUUACAAUAAAACCUUGAGAUUUGGGAUAUCUGGAAAAGACAAAGCCACCCUCAACUUGCAAGUACCAUCCAUGUCCAUGCUCACAUAUACUUCUACUAUUAAAUCAAGCCUCCAUGAAGAUGUUGCUAUGAGCCCUAUAUCACGAUAUACACAAGAUGAAGAUUCGGGGUUGAAUAAAGACAAGGAGGUGGAAGUCUAG